Molecule: messenger RNA, 1486 nt
Organism: Ceratina calcarata
Lineage: Eukaryota; Metazoa; Arthropoda; Insecta; Hymenoptera; Apidae
Product: hepatic leukemia factor
Exons: 4
Coding region: 487-1242 (251 amino acids)
Biological process (GO): regulation of transcription by RNA polymerase II
Cellular component (GO): nucleus
Molecular function (GO): RNA polymerase II cis-regulatory region sequence-specific DNA binding; DNA-binding transcription factor activity, RNA polymerase II-specific
Source: RefSeq, a predicted model, not a curated record
UCUGUCCAUGAGCUUUAUAUCAAGGGAUUGGCUAGUAAUCCAGCUUUUCUUUUGCUUGACCACUGAAAUCGUCAGCCGCAGACUCACCCCUGACUUUCAGAGGCGGAACGUUUGUCUGCCUGCAGGGUGCGCAUGUACAAGAGGGCGGAACUACCCUCGUUGUCGGCGAAUUACAAAUCCUUUUGCUAGUAUCGUCGGUAGUAAUGGAACACGUGAGAAGGAUGUGAAGAGGAGUCCGAAGUCAGGACGAAAGUAGUUUAGCUGCAUAGAAUACAGACGUUGCUUCGUGUGCACUUUUAGCAGUGAACGCGAAAGAAAGCUUCGUAUAAUGUUAUGACGAACUCCUCUCAAACAAAAUCCUGACUGUUGUCUUUUAUUGAACAUUGAACGAUAGAUUGUAGUAUGACGAAGGAAUUGAUCAGGAGAAAUGAUUUGACUGUGUUCAAAAGUGGUGACUGUAGUUUUAUCAGUGCCUCGGUGUUUUAAAUGAAAAUUGUCGAAGGAAUGAGCUCCCACGUGCAUGCAAGAACAAUUUAUGGAGGAAAUACAAUGCCAGCUGCGUUUUCUGCGCUGCAUCUGUUGAGGAAUUACAAUCUGUUCGCUCCUACUCCAGAUUUACGCAGACCCGAGCCAUAUACUCCUAAGGAGUACAAUUUCGGGACUACAGAUAUUGUGGAAAGUUCAAAUACUCCUGAUAUAUCAAUUGGUCGAGUACCAUCACCGCUACCACUUUCGUCCCUGUCGACUGCAUUUUCGCUCUCUGGAUCUUUGAUCCAGCCACCGCUCAUAGCUACAGUGCCAUCCUUGAUGCAAUCUAUAAACAUGCCAUCAGCAUUUUCUAAUGAUAAUACAAAUAGAGUGGUGAGUCGUCAUUUUCUUGGCACGAACGGGAUUGCAAAUAUGCACAGACGUCCCAGAAGUGAGAAGAAACCAAUUCCAGAUGAGCAAAAGGAUGAGAAAUAUUAUGAGAGACGCAAACGCAAUAAUCAAGCUGCAAAGAAAUCUCGCGAUGCUCGUAAAAUCCGAGAAGAUCACAUUGCGUUACGAGCUACGAUGCUGGAACACGAAAAUGCAAUUCUAAGGGCACAAGUGAUAACACUUCGAGAGGAAGCGCAAUGCUUGCGACACAUGCUGAUCAAACAGCAAACACCAGCUUUACAAUCUAUCGAUCGUUCGAUCUCCUCGAUGACACCUGUUACGUUAUCACCCACUCAUUCGACAACUUUGGACUGUCAGAUUUGAGCAGAGUUGCAGAUAAAUGAUUAAAUCUUUAAUUGUUAAUGAGGCAAUUAAAAAAUCUGCAUCCCUGGAUUUGAGACACGUUGUCGAUAAACGAUCGAGAUAAGUAUACAUAGAAAUUGUCACAAUGAAAUCAUACAUAUCGUACUCUCACGAAGUGAUAUUUUGCUCAGUCUGUUGUGUUAAGGAUCUAUAAAUUUUAUACAAUUUACGUCUAGACACUCAGAGUAUUAAGAAAGGCACAGGU